UAUUGACAACGGAGUUGUUCUUGAGAGGGAAGGAACAACACACGUGUAUUCCUCAAUCUGAAGGUUAAAUAAGCCGGUGGUCGGGUGUUUGUUGGCCGCUGAGAGUGGUCGUUUGGACGGUUCUAUUUUGGAGAGAGUACGGUCUGGAGCGGAUACAACGCAGACAUGGACCCAGAGAAAGCACAGCAACUGGCGGCGGAACUAGAAGUGGAAAUGAUGGCUGAUAUGUACAAUCGGAUGACCAACGCGUGCCACAGGAAGUGCGUGCCCCCCCACUACAAGGAGGCAGAGCUGUCUAAAGGGGAGGCGGUCUGUCUGGACCGCUGUGUGGCCAAGUACCUGGAUCUACACGAGAGGCUGGGCCGCAAGCUCACCGAGCUCUCAGUUCAGGACGAGGAGAUGAUGAGGAAGAACGCUAUUGGACAAUAAUAUAUAUAUAUAUUUUUAGGGAGGGAUGGGGGUGGGUUAGUGCCAGGGUUACCAUGCUUUCUGUGCAGGGGGAUAGAGAGAGGGAGCGAUAGGGUGGGAUGGAGCGUUGGGGUUUAAUAAACGUAUGGCUCUUAUGGAGGGGAUGGAGUUGCCGUCCAGAGUGGCUUGGGUGUGUUUAAAGAGCAAGAUGCUUGGAAGGAAGGUUUGUGAUUACGGUGUGGAUUGGAAAUUGGGAUGGAUGAAGCCUGUUUUGUGUGAACAGUGGUUGUACUUGUGGUUUGAGCCAAUAUCUCUUUUUUUUUUACCACAGUAAAGACACUGCAUAGUUAACUAUUAUCUGUUCAGCCAAUCAGUGCUCUCUCAGCAUUGUGUGUGUGUAGCCCUUUUUAGUUAUGUGGGCGUGUCAGAAGUGAUGAUGAAUUGAGAAAUCCCCCAAUAAUGUUUAACAAAAUGCUUUCAUUGUUCCAUAGUGCAGUAUUCUCUGCAGCCAUUCCUUAGGGGGACCCUGGGAGAGGCUCCUUUCUGCUCUAGCCAUGGACUAAUACACCUGUCUCAACUAAUGAACACCCGUUGGGCUCAUAUCAGUGUCUCAGAGUAGGAGUGCUGAUCUAGGCUUUAUGAGUACGGGCCCUUGUCCCGGAGGAAUAGAUGGAGACACUGCUGUAGUCAAUAUGAGGACCAUGCCUAUCUGAGUGUCAUUUCUUUACAUUUUCAUCAGUCUCAGUUUGUUCAUUGGCUUUGUAUUUUCUUCAUGUUGAAACUGUGCUAAUGUUGUACAAAGUUUUCUUUUGUGACAUUUUAAAAACCUUUUUUUUGUUUAAAUCUGAAUAAAUAUUGUUAUAGUAUAUAUUUUAGUUUUUAGUUAUAAGUUCUACACUGUAUUUUCUUCACAGUAAUACAAUAACACUGUACUUAUUUUUAUGUUCCAAAUGGCACCCUUUUUCCUAUGUAGUGCACUAUUUUUGACCAGAGCACACUGGUCCUUGGUCAGAAGUAGUGCACUAUAUAGGGAAUAGGGUGCCGUUUGGGAUGUAUUAGCCUUAUUCAAUGUUAAACAUUGCAGGAAAAUAAGGUGUUCAAUCUCAGAACAUGUUUACUUAGUAGACUUGUAUGACGUUUCUUGAAACCUCCCUCCCAUUACAAAUAAAAUCAACUGUCAAUUUCAA
This is a messenger RNA of Oncorhynchus nerka (sockeye salmon), 1595 nucleotides long. It is a transcript of the gene timm10, whose product is annotated as translocase of inner mitochondrial membrane 10 homolog (yeast). Bases 166 to 429 code for a protein of 87 amino acids. NCBI's taxonomy places the organism in Eukaryota, Metazoa, Chordata, Actinopteri, Salmoniformes, Salmonidae. Gene Ontology annotation, cellular component: mitochondrial inner membrane. The transcript is spliced from 2 exons. The record is from RefSeq and is a predicted model, not a curated record. Gene Ontology annotation, biological process: protein insertion into mitochondrial inner membrane.